This is a messenger RNA of Arachis stenosperma, 480 nucleotides long. RefSeq lists its product as uncharacterized. Bases 1 to 480 code for a protein of 159 amino acids. The transcript has a single exon. Lineage: Eukaryota; Viridiplantae; Streptophyta; Magnoliopsida; Fabales; Fabaceae. The record is from RefSeq and is a predicted model, not a curated record.
AUGAGCCUAUUAAGGCCUGAGAUGAUAGCUGAAACUACUGAGCAAAUAAAGAAGAUUCGUAGCCGAAUGCUUAUAGCCCAAAGCCGUCAGAAAAUUUAUGCUGAUCAAAGGCGAAAGUCUUUGAAGUUUGAAGAAGGGGAGCAUGUCUUUCUGAAGGUUACACCAAAUACCAGAGUGGGAAGAGCUAUUAAGACUAAGAAACUGAAUCCCCCUUAUAUUGGACCAUUUGAGAUCCUGAAAAGAAUUAGGCCGGUGGCUUAUAGGAUUGCCUUACCGCCAUAUCUUUCGAACUUGCAUGACGUGUUUCAUGUGUCACAGCUUCGGAAGUAUACUCCUGACGUAAGUCAUGUUUUGGAACUAGAACCGAUUCAAGUGAGAGAAGAUCUAACACUUCCAGUAAUUUCGGUGAGAAUUGAUGACACCAGCGUUAAACAAUUACGCGGGAAGGAAGUAUCAUUGGUAAAAGUAGCUUGGAGUUGA